ACCGCUGGACACUGACUGGUGGCACUGACUGGCAGCACUGCUGGGCUGCACUGGUGGGUGGCACUGGUGGGCAGCACUGGUGGGUGGGCACAGGUGGGUGGCACUGGUGGGCACAGAUGGGUGGCACUGGUGGGCACAGGUGGGUGGGCACAGGUGGGUGGCACUGCUGGGCACAGGUAGGUGGCACUUCUGGGCACAGAUGUGUGACACUGCAGAGUGGCACAGCUGGGGGCAUUGCUGGGCACAGGUGGGUGCACUGCUGGGCACAGGUGGGUGCACUGCUGGGCACAGGUGGGCGGAGCUAGUGGGCGCACUGCUGGGCACAGGUGGGCGGAACUUGCGGGUGGCACUGCUGGGCACCGAUCAUCAGGGCACUUAUCAUCACGUGUCAUUGGACACCGCUGAUCACGUGGUAAAAGGCCGCUGUGAUUGG
Molecule: messenger RNA, 433 nt
Organism: Staurois parvus
Lineage: Eukaryota; Metazoa; Chordata; Amphibia; Anura; Ranidae
Source: the annotation of a GenBank genome assembly